Messenger RNA from Phacochoerus africanus (Common warthog), 2064 nucleotides. Its product is annotated as integral membrane protein GPR137B. The record is from RefSeq and is a predicted model, not a curated record. Bases 131 to 1333 code for a protein of 400 amino acids. Gene Ontology annotation, cellular component: lysosomal membrane. Gene Ontology annotation, biological process: negative regulation of osteoclast differentiation; positive regulation of TORC1 signaling; regulation of autophagy. The transcript has 7 exons. Lineage: Eukaryota; Metazoa; Chordata; Mammalia; Artiodactyla; Suidae.
GGCCGCCCCAGUGAAUCAUGUGGUGCCGGGGGAGGAAGUGCGGCUUGUUUUCUUUCCUCCAGUCGCCGGGCUCCGGGUGGAGUGCGAUGCGUGGAGACCCCCGCGGGGGCGGCGGCUGCCGCGAGUCCCGAUGAGGCCCGAGCGCUCCCGGCCGCGCCGCAGCGCCCCCGGACAGAUGGAGGCUCCGCCGUGGGACCCCCUGCGCAACGACUCGCUGCCCCCUACGCUGACCCCCGCCGUGCCCCCUUACGUGAAGCUCGGCCUCACCAUCGUCUACACAGUGUUCUACUCGCUGCUCUUCGUGUUCAUCUACGUGCAGCUCUGGCUGGUCUUGCGCUACCGCCACAAGCGGCUCAGCUACCAGAGUGUCUUCCUCUUUCUCUGCCUCUUCUGGGCCUCUCUGCGGACGGUCCUCUUCUCCUUCUACUUCAAAGACUUCGUGGCGGCCAACGCGCUCAGCCCCUUCGUAUUCUGGCUGCUCUAUUGCUUCCCCGUGUGCCUCCAGUUCUUCACUCUCACGCUGAUGAACUUGUAUUUCACGCAGGUGAUUUUUAAAGCCAAGUCAAAAUAUUCUCCAGAAUUACUCAAAUACCGGUUGCCCCUGUAUCUGGCCUCACUCUUCAUCAGCCUCAUUUUCCUCCUGGUGAAUUUAACCUGCGCGGUGUUGGUGAAGACAGGAAGCUGGGAGAGGAAGGUCAUCGUCUCCGUGCGCGUGGCCAUUAACGACACGCUCUUCGUGCUCUGCGCUGUCUCCCUGUCCAUCUGUCUCUACAAAAUCUCCAAGAUGUCCUUAGCCAACAUUUACUUGGAGUCCAAGGGCUCCUCCGUGUGUCAGGUGACUGCCGUUGGUGUGACCGUCAUCCUGCUCUACACCUUCCGAGCCUGCUACAACCUGUUCAUCCUCUCCUUCUCCCAGAGCAAGAAUGUCCAUUCCUUUGAUUACGACUGGUACAACGUGUCAGAUCAGGCAGAUCUGAAGAAUCAGCUGGGAGAUGCUGGAUACGUGGUGUUUGGCGUGGUCCUUUUUGUGUGGGAACUCUUACCUACCACCCUAGUCGUUUACUUCUUCCGAGUCAGAAAUCCUACGAAGGACCUUACCAACCCUGGAAUGGUCCCCAGCCAUGGAUUCGGCCCCAGAUCUUACUUCUUUGACAACCCUCGAAGAUACGACAGUGAUGAUGACCUUGCCUGGAACAUCGCCCCUCAGGGACUUCAGGGAAGUUUUGCUCCAGACUACUAUGAUUGGGGACGACAGACUAACAGCUUCCUGGCACAAGUAGGAACUUUACAACCAGACUCAGCUUUGGAUCCUGACAAACCAAGCCAUGGGUAGCAUCAGUUAAAAGUUUAAUGGAAGAUUCCUCAGUUGAAAAGCUUCAGAGAGACUAACUUAAUGACAGCUGAAUUUUUAGGGCACAUUUUUUUGUUACAGGUUUCUGAUGGCUACAUUGAACUAAGCAAUAAUUUUAGAUUGAGAAAACCUUAUUUUAGUACUAAAAAGUGAGCCUGGCUGCCUACUUCAGUGAGUGUAACUUAAAACUUUAAAAAAAAAUUCUGUACUUUUAUAAAGAUGUAUUUUAUAUAACUUAAUAAUGCUAAAAUAUACUAGGUUUUUUUUUUUGAGAAUGUCAUUGCAAUAUAUGUUGUAGUUUGCACAGACUUUUAUGCAUAAUUCACUUUAAAAGUAAUCAAUAUGUGGUCUGAUGGUAUUUUAAGGCUUUUGGACUAUAAAGUAUUCCUCAAAUCCUUACCUCUUCAGGUCACUCCGAUUCUGAGCUCCAUCGUGCUUAGAUUCUAAGUACAGCUGACAUCCAGAAAGCCAAUUGCAACUCCACUGCGGAAAGUUAUGAUGUAGCAGGACGUCAGCAGACUACAUAGCAGAUAAUUGGCUCUGUAGAGUUGUUUAAAGCCCAGGUGGGUGGCCCCUCAAAGAAGCUCCUCAAUUUUGCCAAAAUUUAGUACUCCUUUCAACAGGGAGUUAAUAUUUACCCUUCGGUGUUGAGACUGUUAGAAAACAUUGAUAGGACUGACUCACACUAUUAAACCUCUUCUGCUAUAUUCAGA